This is a messenger RNA of Rhododendron vialii, 836 nucleotides long. Its product is annotated as universal stress protein PHOS32-like. The record is from RefSeq and is a predicted model, not a curated record. The transcript is spliced from 4 exons. Lineage: Eukaryota; Viridiplantae; Streptophyta; Magnoliopsida; Ericales; Ericaceae. The coding region runs from base 147 to 620 and encodes 157 amino acids.
UAAAAGUCAUCUCCAGCUCUUCUUUCACAAGAAAAAACUGAUCAAACUUAGAAGUCUUUGUUCUUCUUGCAGUGUUGUCAUCAUAUAUUAAUUUCUUCUUCCUCGGAUUGUUGAUUUUAGAAGACCGAAAAGAAAAGAAAAGAAAAAUGACAAAAGAUAGGAAUAUAGGGGUGGCCAUAGAUUUCUCUAGUGGAAGCAAGAUGGCUCUGGAAUGGGCUAUCGAUAAUCUGGUGGCCAAAGAAGACACCUUGUUUCUGAUUCAUGUGAAGCCCUCCGAGGGGAACGAAUCGCGCAGUUCUCUUUGGUCCAGCACCGGUUCGCCUCUGGUUCCAUUGGCUGAGCUUGGCGAUCCGGAUUUGGUGCAGAAAUAUGGUGUCAAGUUUGAUCCUGAUGUUCUCGGAAUGGUUGACACCAUUUCCAGACAAAAAGAGGUGAAGGUUGUGGGAAAGGUUUACUGGGGAGAUGCCAGAGACAAACUGUGCGCGGCUGUUGAAGAACUGAAGUUGGAUUGUUUGGUCAUGGGAAGCAGAGGACUUGGCACCAUCCAAAGGAUUGUUCUGGGGAGCGUGACGAACCACGUCAUGACGAAUGCAACUUGUCCCGUAACCAUAGUAAAGUGAAGGAUACCAACAACAUCCAUGGCCUUCUGAUUUUCCUAAUUCCGGAUGGUGGUCGUAUUAGUGUGUAUCAUUGUGGUUGUUUCGGUUUGUUUGUUUGGCGAUCAAUAAAAGUACAUCCCCAACCGUGUAUAUAAGCCAGCAGAAUCAGAUUCUGGAUCCAAAGGCAUUGCUGAGGAUUCCAAAGAACACAAAAAAUUUCCUUCGGGUUGGAGAAAA